This is a messenger RNA of Aspergillus tanneri, 2556 nucleotides long. RefSeq lists its product as uncharacterized. The record is from RefSeq and is a predicted model, not a curated record. Bases 1 to 2556 code for a protein of 851 amino acids. Lineage: Eukaryota; Fungi; Ascomycota; Eurotiomycetes; Eurotiales; Aspergillaceae. Gene Ontology annotation, molecular function: protein binding; ADP binding; ATP hydrolysis activity. The transcript is spliced from 3 exons.
AUGUUUGACAUCUUGACAAAACUUUUCCUCUCGCUCCUCUCCCUGCACAUGACUUUUGACGACUGUGAGAGUCUGUAUAACCAGGGGGACCCUGACAGCUACCUCGUUGAAGGCCUUGGGAAGAUCGUCUGCAUUAUUAAUGUGGCUGGAAACUCCCGUGACGUGCUCGAGUGUCAACAACGUGUUAUCAAUAGCGAACAUGACUUCAGAGGCUUGAAUAUCCAGCAUUUCCAACGAGAGCUAACAGAUAUAGAAGGCCUCUCUAAUGUCUCUGAAAGCCCAAGCCGGAUGUUCACUGGUCGCGCAGAUGUCAUCCAAAAGAUUAGCGAGGUGUUUCUAGCUUCAGAUGGUAAGCCGACAGAUCAAACGAUAUUUGUUCUACAUGGCAUGGCAGGGGCAGGUAAGUCCCAGACAUGUCUAAAAUUUGCGCAAGACUUCCGUAAGAGCUUUGACGGGGUAUUUCGUAUCGAUGCAAGUAACCGUGUGACAGCGACGAAAAGUCUCGUCGAAAUAGCUCAUAUCGCUGGGAUUGAAGAGGAUUCUAAAAGGGUCAAAACAUGGCUGUCAAACACUAACCGGCGCCGGCUUUUGAUUAUUGACAAUGCUGACGAUCCAAAGUCAGACGUCUCUGAAUACUUUCCAGCUGGUGACAAGAUCUGCAUAUUACUGACUACUCGCAACGGCGCAUAUGCUACCAGAGCCCAGAAUUCAUGGUAUUUCGAACGGAUGCCAUUGAAUGAAGCAGUCGAUUUCCUCCUGAAAGCUGCUAAUGACCAACAUGCUACACAAGACCAAGCAAAGCGUCUAGUUGAGACGUUAGGCUGCCACGCACUCGCCAUUGACCAAGCUGGUGCAUAUAUGCGAAACUGCCGUAGGAGCAUGAGUGAAUACUGCGAUAUCUACUCGCACCAACAGAAAAAUUUGCUGCAAUAUCGCUCACUCCAAGGGCAAUCUUCAUACAAGUACUCAGUGUACGGAACUUUUAAUGUUUCUAUUCAAGCCAUACAAAAUAUGUCGAAUCGGACUUCGAGUGACGCUGUUCAUAUUCUUGGAGUCUUUGGUUUUCUGCACCAUGAAGGGAUAACAGAAGAGAUAUUCGAGCAGGCCUGGAAGAACAGACAAAAGAGAGUACGCUUAUGGAAGAAGACGUCAAACCUAUUUUUCAUGAAUUCUGGCCCAGAGUCAGCACAAUGCAAAUUAUCCCGGAUCCAAGAAGCAGUAAAAUGUCUGGAGUCAUUCUCUUUGGUAAAAAUCAACAAUGAUUUGAAAGAGAGUGAGACAAGAGGCUGCCGCAUGUCCAUGCAUCCGCUGGUGCACAGUUGGGCCAGAGAACGCUGUACCGAGCAACUGCAAAAGCAGUACUGGGAGAUUGCCAGUUUCACUUUAGCUGCUGCAAUUUCCUGGGAGUAUCAGUCUUCUGACUACAGUUUUCGACAGUCGUUAGCCCCUCAUGUCGAUUCUUGCAUCAAUUUAUGCAAGGACCAGCAGCUUUUAAGCGAGAAUCCAAACCCCGAUCUCGGUGAAGUAGCCGCCGCAUUCGUAGUUGUGUACUGGGAAAACGGCCAUGCACAGAAGGCAAUAGGUUUGAACGAGAAGGCGGUAAAAGCAUGCCAGAAAUACCUCGGUGAUAAACACCCCGAUACUCUUCUUGCUAGGGCCGGCCUCGGACACAUCUAUCAUGAACUAGGCCGCUGGGUGGAUGCAGCGGAGCAGUUCGAAAUGGUGCUAAAGGAAAGGCGGAGGGCACUAGGAAACAAACAUCCCAGCACUAUGAAAGUUAUUGUCAACCUUGCGAAUAACUAUAUGCGCGUGGGUCGCAGGCGGGAGUGUAAGAAAAUGGAUGAAGAGGUCAAGCAUGCAAGGCAGAAUAUGCUAGGCCCCCAUGAUCCUGACACGCUCCGGGCAACGGCCAACCUAGCAGUUAGUUAUAAUAACCUGAGAUGUCCACUGGAGGCCGCGAGACUGUUGGAAAACGCAACAGAUGCAAUGCAGAGGACUUUAGGCAAUAAGCAUCCUGACACACUCAAAGCGAUGACCAACCUUGCAAUCAGCAAUAGUGGUCUCGGACGCGCACAAAACGCGGUAGAAUUGUUGAAAACUGUGUUGGAGACAAGAAAGGACACACUGGGAAGUGAACAUCCUGACACUGCACGGGCUGCGGUCAACUAUAUAAGCCUAAGAUGUCCAUGGAAGGAAGUGGAACAGUCGGAGAAAGCGUUGGACACAAUGCAAAGGAGGCUAGGGAGCAAACAUUCUGAUACUCUCAAGGCGAUGACCAACCUUGCAAUUGGCUAUAGCGCCUUAGGACGCAUACAAGACGCAGUGGAAUUGUUGAAAAUUGUGUUGGAGACAAGAGAGGACACAUUGGGAAGUGAACAUCCUGACACAGAGCGGGCGUUGGUCAAUCUUAAGAUUGUCAGUAGAGGUGAAGGAUCUGUGCAAGAGCUGAUAGAGUUAUUGGAUGAAAGGAUGUUUGAGCCAGAGGAUGCUACGCAAGCUGGAACUGGCCUUAAUCUUGCGGAUCUCAUUCUAAACUGGUGGACCAAAACUACUUAA